Molecule: messenger RNA, 3806 nt
Organism: Anneissia japonica
Lineage: Eukaryota; Metazoa; Echinodermata; Crinoidea; Comatulida; Comatulidae
Product: FYVE, RhoGEF and PH domain-containing protein 5-like
Exons: 19
Biological process (GO): filopodium assembly; cytoskeleton organization
Cellular component (GO): cytoplasm
Molecular function (GO): guanyl-nucleotide exchange factor activity
Source: RefSeq, a predicted model, not a curated record
AAAUGACAGCUAUGCAAAAGUAAAAAAGAUCGACACUAGCUCUACUUUCAGUCUGGCACAACGGCUAGAGACGGUGAGAGCAAAACAAAAAGUUGGUAAUGGAGCGUUCCGCUUCAAAACCCCAUACCGCUCGUAAGUUAUCCCGCAAUGUUUUUGACGACGAUGAUUAUGUUCGAGCUUUUAUGUUGAGGAAGAGGAUGGCAAGCUCUAAAAUCAAGAAUUUACUUUCCGUAUUUGAGGAUGUAGAAUCGACAGGUGACUACAACGAAUCUGGCAGUACUGUCAAAAAGAAAGAACGUAUACCAGUGGAUAAACAGUGCCUAAAGAAGAAGAUUGAUGCCGCCAACAUGAUAGGAACAUCACGACCUAGGUGUGAACAUGGUUCCCCAUUAUCAAGUAAAUCUCACUUCAGCACUGAUGAGGAUGAUGAUAAACACGAUGACUUCGACUUUGACAUGUUAAAUGUUGUGCGGAGAGAGAACUCGGCAACAAGAGAUGAUGAAUAUUUUUCAAGGCGCCGUUCGCGAUCCGUACCGAAUUUAGCUGAACUUGGCAGCACACUGCCAAUGAAAAAUCUCAAAGGAUUAUUUCUUAGAGCACAAAAUAAAGAUACAAAACCACCGGAAAAUACCAGGAUGCAACGGGAGACGCCACGACCAGAUUUAUACACUGUGACAGUAAACAGUAAUGAUGAAGGUUCCCGAAAUCAGAGCAAAGCGUCGGUAACCGGCGAUACACGGAUACAUCGAAGCUCGGGAACUAUGAUCAUAAGAAAGAAGGAGAAAGACCAUCAACGUUUUUCAGAUUCGAUCACCACAACCUUGCCCCCGAGAAAGUUCUCCACAUUAAAAUUUAAGUUUGGUAAACAUCUGACGGUUGGACCAACACAGACUACUGGUACAACCUGCAAACGGUCCAAGUCAGCAGAGCAUUUACCAGAGUUCUUCCAGAAGUCGAAUAGCUUAACGAGAGAUAUCAUGACUAUCGAUAAUCGUGUCCAUCAACGUAGCUCUCGUAGACGAAACUUGUCAGGUCCAGGUUAUCUUGAGUUAUUAAACGUAUCCACCAUGGCUAACGAUACAGAGAGUACACUACACGAUCCAAUGGAACAAGAAAAAGCUACUGUGGAUUUGAUAGCUCUUUCACAAGAAGUAACCAAUUGGACCGAGAAAAACCUCAACGAAAACUCAGAUAAGCUCCAAAGAAUAGACCUUGAGAUAAAUCUACCAUCACCAACUUCGCCUACAUCACCUAAACCGACGAGAUCAAACUCUAAUCCAAAAUCACCUACGACAACAAAGGAACCUGAUUCAUCCCCACUAAAGGGUCGAAAAGAAGAAUUCCGUUGGUUUUCUAAGAAGAGAUUGGCAAGAGUUGGUAAUAUUCUAGACUCAGCACAGUUCAGUCUACCACAAUGGUUUCCUUCAUCUCCUAAGAGCAAGUUGCCGCCAAAAAGUCCAUUUUCAAAUAGAGUGUUUGCUUGGAAUUAUCUUCAAAGUCCAACUCAAGAAGAAAUUAAGAACUUUCGUAAUGAAAAUGAUUCAAAUCAGGACCAUAUAUCAGACAGGAAAGUAGAGGAAACGAAUGACCGCAAGAAAGCGCCACCUCAUUGUGAAGAGGCCUUGUAUGAAGCAAUAAGUCCCACAGUGUCGCCAAGUCAAAUUGUUGAUGAGAUUUUUAUCCAACCACCAUACAUACCUACAAUAAAGGUUAUUCCUGUUAAGUCGAAUCCCAGUUCAGACUCACAAAUGCAGCCUAACAUGAAACUGUUCCGGCGUGAUCGGGUCAUUGCUAGGCCCAAGAAACAUCCUCCUCCGUCACCCCUCAAGUUAAAGCCUGCAGUACCAAAGAAGCCAUCGUUUUUAAAGAAUCUAUCAAAACAUCAAAAUGGCAAUGCUUCCCCAUCAGAAUCUGGACAAAACGUCAAAAUGUUGACUCAGAAUUACGUAGGUAGACAUGCAUCUGUACCAGUUAACCCAAAGAAAAUGUCACCACCAAAUGUAAAAAACCUGCGGAGCAGGUUUGAAACUGGAAAUUUCAGUACAAAUGAAACUAAAGGGACCAGUCCAAAGACUUCUCCAGUUCCACACACAAAACCAACUUCAUUUCAAAAAGAUACCAGAUCUUCUGGAAAGGACACUCAUUUACCAGAUGUCAAACCAAAGCCGAAAAUUCAGGUGGAGCCAUAUUAUGAUGACCCAACAAAUGUUCAAAAGAGUGGUGAUAUUAGUGCCACUGAUAAUUCUUAUUGUGUUCCAUCACAUUCAACUGCACCAUAUGAUUCUGUUCCGUUGUCAGAGACGAAAACAGAAAAUACUCUCGGCCCAUAUGCUGUUGUGAACCUUGACCCUUCCAGUGAAACAGCAUCAAUUACUGUCAAUAAACGUCCAAGAAAACUGUCUCAAAGUCGUAGGAAAAUCUAUGAGAACAUUGCUGCAAAUAAGAAUGCGGGAGAAAUGAACGGUUCAAAUACCAGUGGAGAUUCUGGUUACAGCCCGAGGGAUUCAAAGAACUCGGAAUCUGCGGAUGAAUCAAAGUUCUCAGAUUCUGAUAUCGAUGACGGUCCAAUCGGUUGUGACUCGGAUUUUUCUGAUGAUGUUGACUCUUUGAUUGGUGAUGACGAAAACACUAUACCUACAAAUGCAAAUGAAGAAAAUUUUGAUAUUACAACCUUUACGAGUGACUACCAGAAAGUAGCGUAUGAAGUGCUGACCACUGAAAGGAAAUAUAUUGAUAAACUAUACCUGCUGGAUCAGGUGUUUCGUCUCAGGAUUGGCCAGUCCUUUCCAACAGAAGUUGUUCACCAAGUCUUCUCAAACAUCUCAAGUAUCUACAACUUCCACAAAGAUUUUCUGCUUCCGCAAUUAGAAGAACGAAUGCAACAAUGGGAUAGUAAACCAAGGAUAGGAGAUAUUAUGAAGUUGCUGGCGCCCUUUUUACGGAUGUAUUCCGAUUACGUUGGGAAUUUUGACAAUGCCAUGAAACAAUUACAAAUCUGGACAUCAAAGUCAACUAAAUUUGCAGCUAUGAUUCAACAAAUACAGGCCGAUCCAAUGUGCCAUCAGCUGUCAUUACAGCAUCAUAUGUUAGAACCAGUUCAGAGGGUGCCAAGGUACCAAUUAUUACUCAAAGAUUAUCUUAAGAAACUUCCAGAGGAUUCAGAAGAUAAAACUGAUGCUGAAAAAGCGCUUGACUUAAUCUCCGCAGCAGCUCAACAUUCCAAUAAUUUCAUGAAGAGCAUGGAUAAAUUCCAGAAACUUCUGAAAAUCAACCAGAUGUUAGAUGGUGAAGACAUCAUCGAUCCCACAAGAGAGUUCUUAAAGGAAGGAAAGAUCACAAAAAUAGCAGCACGAAGUGGAGAUCAGCAGGAUCGUUAUUUAUUCCUGUUUAAUGAUGUGCUGAUCUGUGCGCAGAAUCGCAAGUUAAUAGGUGGUGCUGCAAGUUACAAGGUGAAGGCACGGUUAGACAUCGAUGGCAUGAAGAUAUUUGAUGGAGAGAACAGCCGGUAUGACCAUACGUUUCGGCUGGAGAGCAAACAGAAGACUCUAGAGCUACAAGGCUACUCAGAUGAAGAAAAGGAAGCAUGGAUGAGGGCGAUAGUUGGUGCAAUACAAGAACAUUUAAGAAGGAAGGAGACAUUUAAGACUUUAUCAGUUGAUAAAGAGGAACCUGAGAGUCCUCUAUCUACUGGACCUGUUGAUGGGGAAGUUCCACUUGGUUCACGAGCUCCCCGAUGGGUACGCGAUGAUGAAGCAACAAUGUGUAUGCGAUGUGCCUUGGAUUUUGGAUUAACAAGAAGAAGGCAU